ACCAAGUAAACUGCACAUCUUUCAUCAAUGGCUUCCACUGCUCUCUCUCCAGCGCUACCUUUUGAAAACGAAAAAUCAUCAUUGACAAUAAAUUAUAUUGGUUUCUUCAAUCAGUACAAGAUUGGAUAUGAUCUGAAAUCAGAGGCAAGUCCUUUCAAGACAAUGGAAGAGCCAUUUCUUCCGAGAGACGAACAGUUACUCUCUUGUAAAGCCACAUGGCAAAGUGGUCAGGUCACCACCGAGCUGAAGAAAGUGAGCCGAUUGGCCGCUCCAAUGGCCACCGUGACCAUUGCUCAGUACUUAUUGCCUGUCAUCUCAGUCAUGGUCGCCGGCCACAUCGGCGAGCUCCAGCUCGCUGGCGUCGCUCUUGCCACGUCUUUCACAAACGUCUCCGGCUUCAGCAUAAUGUUUGGGUUAGUGGGUGCAUUGGAAACUCUUUGUGGCCAAGCUUAUGGAGCCAAACAAUACGAAAAAAUCGGAACCUACACAUACUCUGCAAUGGCUUCCAACAUACCAAUUUGUUUCAUCAUAUCAAUUCUCUGGAUUUACAUCGAAAAGCUAUUAAUCUCUCUCGGACAAGACCCUGACAUCUCCAGAGUCGCUGGCUCCUAUGCCUUGUGGCUCAUACCGGCUUUGUUUGCCCACGCCAUUUUCUUACCACUGACUCGGUUUCUGCUAGCACAAGGGUUGGUUCUUCCCCUGCUCUACUCUGCACUGACCACCCUUUUGUUCCACAUCGCGGUGUGCUGGACUUUUGUUUUCGCGCUUGGUCUGGGAAGCAAUGGAGCUGCCCUAGCUAUUAGUGUGUCUUUCUGGUUUUACGCUGUGAUACUCUCAUGCUAUGCGAGAUUCUCAAGCUCUUGCAAGAAGACUCGCGGAUUUGUAUCAAAUGAUUUUAUGUCAUGUGUCAAGCAGUACUUUCAGUACGGAGUCCCAUCCGCUGGAUUGACUUGAAUUGAAACCAAUCGUAACAAGAUCAGUUUCAUACUCUUCCUCGCCGACAAUGAUCCCACCACCGGUCAAAGCUGGUGUCCAGACUGUGUUAGAGUUGAACCUGUGAUUUACAAGACUCUAGAGGAAUUUCCAGAGGAGGUGAAUCUUAUUCUCGGUUUAAGCCCACCGGAGUGCCAACUCUUGGACUAUGGUGGGAUUGAGGAUUUCUUUGUGUUGUUUUCCAAUAAUUUCUCCAACGUUUUUGCAGGGAUGGGAAGGUCUGAGUUCUAUGAGCCUGCUCUGCUUUUCAUGGGAGAAUUCUGUCUUCUCCCAAACCCGAAACUCGAGACCUCUGUUCUUUCGAUUUGUCUUACAAUAGGAACUUUACACUAUGUGAUUCCAUCUGGAGUCGCGGCGGCUGUGAGCACACGUGUGUCAAACAAAUUGGGAGCUGGAAAUCCUAAAGUUGCUAGGGUUUCCGUAUUGGCAGGGCUUUGUCUCUGGAUAGUAGAAUCAGCUUUCUUUAGCACACUUCUCUUCACCUGCCGAAACAUCGUAGGCUACGCAUUCAGCAACAGCAAAGAAGUUGUUGACUAUGUGGCUGACAUAUCUCCUUUGCUCUGUCUCUCCUUCAUCCUAGACGGAUUUACCGCAGUUCUAAAUGGAGUUGCUAGAGGAUGUGGGUGGCAACACAUUGGAGCUUUGAUCAACAUGGUGUCUUAUUAUCUCGUAGGUGCCCCGGUUGGAGUUUACUUAGCUUUCAGUCGUGAGUGGCACGGAAAAGGACUGUGGUGCGGUGUUAUGGUUGGAUCCGCUGUACAAGCCACUAUACUGGCUAUUGUCACAGCUUCCAUGAACUGGAAGGAACAGGCUGAGAAGGCUAGGAAGAGAAUAAUCUCAACUGAAAAUGGAUUGCCUUAAAGAAAAGGUGUUUCUGAGAGCUAUCUCAAACUAUUUGUAACACUGUCAAAACAAGGUGCAAAGUUUUAUCAAUGUCAUACUUGAUGUGUUACAAUUUUUUUUUAUAAAAACUGUAUGUUCCAUGUUUUAUAAAUAUUUAAAUUCUUU
This is a messenger RNA of Arabidopsis arenosa, 2001 nucleotides long. The record is from the annotation of a GenBank genome assembly. NCBI's taxonomy places the organism in Eukaryota, Viridiplantae, Streptophyta, Magnoliopsida, Brassicales, Brassicaceae.